GCCGCGCGGGAGGUACAAUGUUACAAUUGUUCCCGUUUAUUUCUUCUCAAUGCAUUUUUAAGGAACUUGAGAUUUUACGGUUUUGAGAAGACGUUUUCCCCUUUUUAGUAAAAAAAAAAAAAAAAAAUGGCGGAGUGGAAAACUCAGGUCAACUACAACCCCACAUUCCAUGCGUACACCUAUGGCUUCGUGUAUCAAACUGGGCCCGAACAGAACCACGUUACCGGGAACGACUGGAGCCAAAACUGUGAGCAGAACGGCUACAACGGAGGACCCACGCAGUCUCAUUUCCCAGCUAGGAGCCGGGAGGAGUCCCCACCUCGCAGCCCGGAGCAGCAGCCUGAGAGCGGCCACUAUUACCAGGACUCCGGGGUGGUAUACAUCAGAGAAGCCCAGACGGGCCGCUUGGUUAUGGCGGGACAGCACCGGGUCGGUUUAGACGGCGGCGAAAACUGCACGAGACGGACCGGAAGCGAUUCUGCCAGCGACUCCGAGGCACACACAUCACCGGAUUCUUGGAGUUCAUGCAGCAACUAUGAAAGAAGUGUUCCUCAGACAGAUCCUGUAGUUUGGGUCAAAAAUGAAGAGCAGACUGGAGCAAGGAGCCCAGACCACAGCGAGGAUGUCUCCAGCUCGCUCAUGGUUGAGUCCCAAUCUUUUGCAGUCCAAGACACCGGGGAUGCAAGCAGUUCCACACAUGCACCCUUCACCAACACAAAGAAGCAAGCCAGCAGUACUCCAAACGCCCCGAAAGCUAAGGUCCGGGCAGCUUUCUCUGAGAGCCAGAUGAGCACUCUGUUGCAGCGCUUCAGCGUGCAGAGGUACCUCACCCCAGCUGAGAUGAAGAACCUGGCAGAUGUGACUAGACUCACCUACAAGCAAAACCGUAGGAUGAAGCUUAGGAGGCAUCAGAAGGACACCAGCUGGGUUUCAGAGCGAUAUACAAUCAACAAGGACAACACGGCUGCUGACACUGUAUUCUCAAACGUGGCUCCACAUGUCCCCCCUUAUCAGGGGGAUGGGAUGUCCCAUCUGCGGCAUCACUACAACCAGCACAUGAUGGGGGCAGCUUUCAAGAAUACCCCACACAACCUGGCCUUCUAUCUGGCUGCCAUGGGUAACCCCCCUGGAACUGCUGGUUACCCGCCAUGGUCUUCCAGCCCCCCCCAGGCUGCGGUGCCCAGCAGACCCCAGGUACCAGGAUGGCCCCUGCCGCCAGGCCGCAGUCAGUUUGAAUUCUGCCCAAUUCCAUACGACUCCUCCGACGCCGCCUCUUUAAACAACUUUGAGCGCAACGCAGUCCCCGACAGCAAAGAUGGGGAGUCUGCUGGGGGUGCGAAUGCAGCCAUUUUGCACAAUGCUGUCCAAUGAGGUAGACAGCAACUGUUGUUCAGUUCAGCAUUUUUUGUUGACCGUUUUUCCACUGGAUGGGUGUACAAACGCUUAGUACUGUUGUGUAGCAUUUCAAUAGCCUGAAGUUUUAUUUUUAUAUGCUACUAUUUAAUGAAUGUUGCUGUUUAGUCGUUCUAGGCAUGUCCAACUGACACCAUUGCAGUACACCGUGAUGUGACUAUUCUAUCCUGGCCUGCAUUUUUUUUAACUUUUCAAUUAAAAAAAUUACCAUAUCAA
Messenger RNA from Oryzias latipes (Japanese medaka), 1629 nucleotides. RefSeq names its product nanog homeobox (gene nanog). NCBI's taxonomy places the organism in Eukaryota, Metazoa, Chordata, Actinopteri, Beloniformes, Adrianichthyidae. The record is from RefSeq and is a predicted model, not a curated record. Gene Ontology annotation, biological process: regulation of transcription by RNA polymerase II. Gene Ontology annotation, molecular function: RNA polymerase II cis-regulatory region sequence-specific DNA binding; DNA-binding transcription factor activity, RNA polymerase II-specific.